AACUCUGAAAUUGAAGCCAUGAUGGAGCUGCUGGGUUUAAGGUAGUUCAGCGCUCCUCUUGUGUGUCUGCAGGUCUGUGUGAGAGCGCGUCCUGCGGCGAAGUGUUUCUGUUGGCCUCGGGAGCGCUGGCGAACAUCACCUUCUUCGACAGCAUGGCCUGUGAAAUCCUCCUGCAGCUCAACGCCGUUCACAUCCUGCUGCAGGCCUGCAGAGACCGGCAGCGCGUCGACACGGCGUACUCCAAAGACCAGGUUGUGACGAUCCUUGCCAAUCUGUCAGUUCUGGAGCAAUGCACCGCAGAUGUCCUGGAGGAGAAGGGAAUCGAGCAGCUGUUGGUGUUGCUGAAUGAGAAGCCCUCGUCCUCCAGUCCAUCGGAGGGCGCCGCAUGCGAGCGUGUUCAACAGAAAGCUGCCGUCACACUGGCUCGUCUCAGCAGAGACCCGCUGGUCGCUCAGACCGCCAUACAGCUCCGGGGUACGAGAAAAACUCUUUAGCGAUGCUCAAAACAACCAGACCUGAUAUCGUUACACAACUCAAAGCAAGUGUCAAAUACUGCACAAGCUUAUCUGAGAAGAAAACAGAUCUUGGAUGUCUGAAGUUCCCACAGAGGAACCAUGUGUAAAUCAAAUACUGUACAUGAGACAACAUACAGUAAAUAAUGCUCAGCAUCUCUUUAGCGUUUAGUAUCUUAUCAAUUAAGAGAUUAUUAAUGCUGUGGCCUGAUCUUUAGG
Megalobrama amblycephala (Wuchang bream) is the source of this 731-nucleotide messenger RNA. Its product is annotated as protein inscuteable homolog. Bases 153 to 494 code for a protein of 113 amino acids. Gene Ontology annotation, molecular function: cytoskeletal adaptor activity. The transcript has 3 exons. Gene Ontology annotation, biological process: establishment of mitotic spindle orientation; apical protein localization; regulation of asymmetric cell division. Gene Ontology annotation, cellular component: apical cortex. Lineage: Eukaryota; Metazoa; Chordata; Actinopteri; Cypriniformes; Xenocyprididae. The record is from RefSeq and is a predicted model, not a curated record.